CCGUGAUUCUGUGAAGUGAUGAAGUCGUUUCAAAAUUUGGCGGUUACAUUCCUUAGUCCAACGGCCGCCACCGUCUCUUUGACAUCCAAGUGUGCUCACAUUUUCCUUUAAAGUCGAGUCUGUGGAAACACGUUGGGUGGAAUACGAAGAAUACGUCACUCCAGUUUUUGUUUGCUGCCAUUCGACUUCAAAUUUCCGUUACUUUCCCGAGAUUUCAAUUCUUCACACUUUUUGGUUUUUGUUCUUGUUUCUUAACAAACAAUAGUGAUGCCUUCUGCAAUGGAAGACUUUACCAAAAUAGAAAAGAUCGGUGAAGGUACUUAUGGUGUUGUCUACAAGGCUAAAAACCGUAAGACUCAACAAUUUGUUGCCAUGAAGAAAAUCAGGCUUGAAAAUGAAGAUGAUGGUGUUCCUUCGACAGCCAUCAGGGAGAUAUCACUUUUGAAAGAGCUGCUACAUCCCAAUAUCGUCUGUCUGGAGGAUGUUUUGAUGCAAGAAGGAAAGCUGUAUUUAAUUUUUGAGUUCCUGUCAAUGGACCUUAAAAAGUACAUGGACAGCAUUCCAACUGGGCAGUUGAUGGAUAAAACUCUUGUUAAGUCUUAUUGCCACCAGAUUUUGGAAGGCAUUUUAUAUUGUCAUAGACGUCGAGUUUUGCAUAGAGAUUUGAAGCCCCAGAACUUACUCAUCGAUAAAAACGGAAUUAUUAAGAUUGCUGAUUUCGGUCUUGGGCGCGUAUUUGGAGUUCCUGUUCGUGUCUACACUCACGAGGUUGUUACUCUAUGGUACCGUGCUCCUGAAGUAUUGCUUGGGUCCUCAAGAUAUUCGUGCCCCAUAGACGUGUGGUCGGUUGGCUGUAUUAUGGCUGAAAUGAUAACGAAAAAGCCAUUGUUCCAAGGAGAUUCGGAAAUUGAUCAGCUUUACCGUAUUUUCCGAGUAAUGAAGACGCCCACGGAGGAAAUGUGGCCAGGCGUUUCAAAAAUGCCCGACUAUAAACCUACUUUCCCUAAUUGGAAUACUUACCACCUUCAAAAUUCCGUGAAGCAACUUGACUCGAUUGGAUUUGAUCUGCUUCAAAAAACUCUCAUUUACGAUCCAGCCCUUCGUAUCACGGCUCAGGAUGCUUUAGAUCAUGCUUGGUUUACCGAUCUGGAUAAAUCUAUCUUACCCACCAAUGUGCCUGCUUAAUUAAGCAUUCCUCAUGUAAACGAUAGCUACUAAACCUGGCCAACUUCCUGAUGGUCGUUUCUUGAAAUUCUGUUUUUCGCUUUUCCUAAUCAUCAUUUUUUUUGCUCUCUGAGAGAAGAUGGGUGUGAUUCUUUUCCUUGGUAGCGAAGAAAUUUUCUUCCCCCUUGUGUACGUGUGACUGUAUACUAUAGUUUCCUAAUAAAUAUGCUCACGAGGACUA
This is a messenger RNA of Daphnia pulicaria, 1405 nucleotides long. It is a transcript of the gene Cdk1, whose product is annotated as cyclin-dependent kinase 1-like. Gene Ontology annotation, biological process: mitotic G2 DNA damage checkpoint signaling; G2/M transition of mitotic cell cycle; protein phosphorylation. The record is from RefSeq and is a predicted model, not a curated record. Gene Ontology annotation, cellular component: nucleus. The coding region runs from base 268 to 1185 and encodes 305 amino acids. NCBI's taxonomy places the organism in Eukaryota, Metazoa, Arthropoda, Branchiopoda, Diplostraca, Daphniidae. The transcript is spliced from 6 exons. Gene Ontology annotation, molecular function: ATP binding; cyclin-dependent protein serine/threonine kinase activity; RNA polymerase II CTD heptapeptide repeat kinase activity.